AGGAAAAAAAAAACCAGGCCAAAGACAAGUUGAAAAACUAGUGGUAGGGUUUUCAGUUACCUUGUUUGAAAGAGCCAUGUAUAAAACCGGUGUGUAUGUUGGUUACAGGGCAUAGUGCUUCGAAACUGCUACUGAAGCUUGUUGCAGCAAGGACAAUCGGAACGAACCCUAAUCCUCUCUUCAAAUCGUGCUCUUUCUUCUGUACCAGAACGGAGGAGGAGAAGGAGAAGACCCUGAAUUUGUUUUUGCAUGAUAUAGGCACAAAAAUGUCUAUGGAUCUCAAUGAUUUUAAGAUCAUUAAGGAAGGUGAAGCUGAGAUUCUUAUGCAUGCUGAGAAUGAAGUAUUCUAUAACAAAGCUCAGGUUAAUAACAGGGAUAUGUCAAUUGCUGUUUUGAGAACUUUUAUAUCGAAACGGAAGCAAGAGCAUGAAGCAAAUUUGUCCAAGAGAUCGAAAAAGACACAAAAACCAUCUGAAAAUGGUUCUUCUGAAUUAGUUACGGAGGAAGUAUUUCACGAAGCUGCACCAGAAGAUCAUAAGUCUAAUGGGGAAUGUGAAAUCAAGGAAGAGAUAUCUCCAGAAGAACCAUGCAGUGAAACGGAUGGAUCAGUUAAGAUAACUGAAGAAUGUAGAAGUGGAGAAGAACAAAUUGAUCUUUUGGAAGGAAAAGGACGGAAGGAGCUGAAGCCACCAAUAGUUCUUGAGGCCUUGUCUGCUUCUGGGUUAAGGGCUCUCAGAUAUGCUCGGGAAAUAGAAGGGAUUGGUCAGGUUGUUGCCCUGGACAAUGAUGCAGCUUCUGUCGAAGCUUGCAGAAGGAACAUCAAAUUCAAUGGUUCAGUUGCAGUCUCAAAAGUGGAGUCUCAUCUUGCUGAUGCUCGUGUAUACAUGCUAACCCACCCUAAUGAGUUUGAUGUGGUUGAUCUUGAUCCUUAUGGUUCUCCUUCUGUGUUUCUGGAUUCGGCAGUUCAAUCUGUUGCUGAUGGAGGCAUGCUUAUGUGUACUGCAACAGAUAUGGCUGUACUCUGUGGGGGAAAUGGGGAGGUCUGCUAUUCAAAAUAUGGAUCAUAUGCCCUGAAAGGGCAAUAUUGCCAUGAAAUGGCCUUGAGGAUCCUUCUUGCUUCCAUUGAGAGUCAUGCUAAUCGUUACAAGCGGCAUAUUGUUCCUGUGCUAUCUGUUCGAAUGGACUUCUAUAUUCGUGUUUUUGUUCGUAUAUACACGUCUGCUAAUGCUAUGAAAAGCACUCCCUUGAAGCUUUCAUAUGUUUAUCAGUGCACUGGUUGUGAUUCUUUCCACCUACAGCCCCUAGGAAGGAGCAUUUCCAAGAAUACUAGCGUCAGACAUUUGCCUGCAUAUGGUCCUGUUGUUCCUCAAGAGUGCAAUGAUUGUGGGAAAAAGUUCAAUAUGGGUGGCCCUAUAUGGUCUGCUCCUAUACACGACCAAGAGUGGGUUGCUUCUAUUCUAGCAGAUGUGAAACGAAUGAAGGACAGCUACCCCGCAUAUGAUCGCAUAUCAGCUGUGUUGACUACAAUAUCAGAGGAAUUGCCAGAUGUUCCUCUGUUUUUAAGUCUGCACAGCCUCUGUUCAACCCUUAAAUGCACUUCUCCAUCAGCAAUUAUUUUUCGUUCGGCUGUGAUCAAUGCAGGAUAUCGUAUAUCUGGAACUCAUGUUUGUCCACUGGGGCUUAAAUCAGACGCACCCAUGGAUGUUAUUUGGGAUAUAAUGCGCUGCUGGGUAAAAAAUCAUCCUGUAAAAGCUCAGCCAGCAGAUAAAUCAGGAAGUGUCAUACUUGCAAAGGAACCUGUUCUGCAGGCUAAUUUUGCUAGAGCGGUAGCAUCUCUUAGCAAGGCACAAGCUAAGAAAGUUGCCCGGUUUUUGCCAAAUCCUGAAAAACACUGGGGGCCAAAAGUAAGGGCUGGACGUCAGAUUACUAGUAAGCAUGUCUCUCUCUUGGGUGAAGCCGCAAUUAAUGGAGUUCUCAACCAGAAAGAUAAUGAAGAACCUGAAAGUAAGAGGCAGAAGAAGUGAUGACAAUAUCAUCUUAUCUCAUAAUUGAGGUUCUUGAAAUUAUUUCUCAUCAAUUUAGUGACCCUGAAAUUCUAUUUUUUCGUUACUAAAGGAAGUCCAUUUGUUUCCAUUAAAUUUUGCAGCGAGCUAAGAUCUAGAUAAUGUGCCUUGUUUUCUUGCUAACAUUUAUGCGAAAUGCUGUGGCAAGAAUAAGGCACUUUGUUUUUUCUUUGAAAAAUGUAUUUGUAGAAUAAUAAGUUUUUUCAAGUGAUUUUUUAUUUUGUAUUUGA
Lotus japonicus is the source of this 2293-nucleotide messenger RNA. RefSeq names its product tRNA (guanine(26)-N(2))-dimethyltransferase 2-like. NCBI's taxonomy places the organism in Eukaryota, Viridiplantae, Streptophyta, Magnoliopsida, Fabales, Fabaceae. Gene Ontology annotation, biological process: tRNA N2-guanine methylation. Gene Ontology annotation, cellular component: nucleus. Gene Ontology annotation, molecular function: RNA binding. The record is from RefSeq and is a predicted model, not a curated record. Bases 96 to 2024 code for a protein of 642 amino acids. The transcript has 12 exons.